Closterium sp. Naga37s-1 is the source of this 984-nucleotide messenger RNA. NCBI's taxonomy places the organism in Eukaryota, Viridiplantae, Streptophyta, Zygnematophyceae, Desmidiales, Closteriaceae. The record is from the annotation of a GenBank genome assembly.
AUGGGCUCGCAUCGUCGGCUAGUAAUACCUCAUCGAUCGUCUACUAAUUACCAUAGCUCCCAUCUGUCUGCGCGGUGCCGGAGUCCAACGCUUGCAGUCCUCUUGCUGCUCGUCGCGUCAAGCGCGUGCUUGCUAUGUCCACUCCGCUCCGCCAACGCGCAAGCUGUAGCAGACAGCCAACGACCGGCUCUGGCGGCGAUAAUGGAUGUGUGGGGCGCGGCGCUCAAUCUGAACGCCACGUGGUUCGUCACGCCGACCUGCGCGCAAUGGCAGGGGCUCGCCUGCAACGCCAUGGGCCAAGUCACCUCCUUGUGCGUCUCGCCAACCCCCUCCUAUUUCCGCAUUAAGCACACCUUCCACCUGGCACUUGACGUUUUGCGAUGCCCUCUUCAAGAGACGACUUCCGUCUUCCUGCCCUAUUCAAGACCCGCCACCUCUCUUCCUGUCACGCUUCAGACUCUGGAUCGCAAUCUCCUGGUGGGCAGUGUGCCGCCCAACAUCGGAUACCUCUCCGCCCUCACCAACCUGUACGCCGCCUCUCCCCCCAUUCACACUCUCAACCGUUCCGCACUAUUUCGCCUCCGCCGUCUCUUCGUCCCCCCCGCGCGCGCGUUCCCGUUCCGCGUUCCGACAACCGCUCCCCAGCAUUGUUCCUCCCCGCGCCCGUCGGGGCAUUUUCCUCCUCCAAUCGCCUUUUUCGCCUCGAUGGGCGGAAACGCGUUGCAGGGCAGCAUUCCCGCGGGCAUCUCCACCCUCGUCAGCCUCCGCGUGCUCGACCUGCACGAGAACUACCUGACGGGCGCGAUUCCGGACAGCUUCGCGCCGCUCACCUCGCUCGCCACACUGUACGCGCACCUAAACCGCCUCCGCCACUUUCACCGUCCGCUUUUCGCCUUCCGCUCUUCGCCUUCCGCUAUUCGCCUUCCGCUUUUCGCCGUCCGCGUUCCGCCUUCCUCGUUCCGCCUUCCGCUUUCCGCCGUCUGA